This is a messenger RNA of Penicillium alfredii, 3150 nucleotides long. RefSeq names its product cation-translocating P-type ATPase. The record is from RefSeq and is a predicted model, not a curated record. Bases 1 to 3150 code for a protein of 1049 amino acids. Gene Ontology annotation, molecular function: ATP binding; ATP hydrolysis activity; P-type calcium transporter activity. Gene Ontology annotation, cellular component: plasma membrane. The transcript has 3 exons. NCBI's taxonomy places the organism in Eukaryota, Fungi, Ascomycota, Eurotiomycetes, Eurotiales, Aspergillaceae. Gene Ontology annotation, biological process: calcium ion transmembrane transport; intracellular calcium ion homeostasis.
AUGUCGGAAAAACAUGAUACCGAUCCCGACGCCAGGUCGGGGGGCAGUCCGCUAAGCCAGCCGGCUCACUCGCUCACGUAUGAAGCCGUGAUCAAGGCACUCAACACCAGGCUGGACGAGGGCUUGGCCCUUGACGAAGCUAGUCAUCGUCUGCAAAAAUAUGGUCCCAAUAAAUUGGAUGAAGGCGAAGGGUUGUCGGUGGUCAAGAUUCUCGUGCGCCAAGUGGCCAACGCAAUGAUGCUAGUGCUGAUUCUAGCCAUGGCGGUCAGUUUCGGGAUACAGUCGUGGAUUGAGGGUGGAGUGAUCUGCGCGGUCAUUCUCUUGAACAUUGUUGUAGGGUUUUUCCAAGAGUACGCCGCAGAGAAGACUAUGGAGUCACUGCAUUCACUAUCGUCGCCGACGGGAACUGUCUCGAGGGGUGGACAGACGUUCUCGGUUCCCUCGUCAGAGAUCGUGCCCGGUGAUAUGGUCGAACUGAGAACAGGAGAUACCGUUCCGGCGGAUAUUCGCCUGGUUGAAGCAGUCAAUUUCGAGACGGACGAAGCACUUUUGACGGGCGAAUCUCUUCCCGUCCAGAAAGAAUGUGAUUCGGUCUUCAAAGAGGACACCGGUCCUGGGGACCGUCUUAAUAUUGCCUAUAGCUCUAGUACCGUCACUCGUGGUCGGGGCCGUGGCGUUGUUGUUUGUACCGGAAUGUUCACCGAAAUCGGUUCUAUCGCGCUCGCUUUGCGGGCCAGUGACACCAAGCGUCGACCCGUCAAGCGUGAUUCCAACGGCGAGGCCAAGAAGCGGUGGUACGUGCAGGCUUGGACUCUUACUGGAACGGAUGCUGUCGGUCGAUUCCUUGGUGUCAAUAUCGGCACGCCCUUGCAAAGGAAACUCUCCAAGCUAGCCUGUUUGCUCUUUGUGGUUGCAGUUAUAUUUGCCAUUGUUUGUAUGGCUGCAAACCUUUUCAGCAGCAACACCGAGGUCAUCAUGUAUGCUGUUGCAACUGGUAUCAGUAUGAUCCCGGCAUGUCUGGUGGUUGUACUCACUAUCACCAUGGCCGUGGGAACCAAGCGUAUGGUCCAGCGACAUGUGAUUGUUCGCAAGCUUGACUCACUAGAAGCUCUCGGCGCGGUCACGGAUAUCUGCUCCGAUAAGACUGGCACAUUGACGCAGGGCAAAAUGGUUGUCAAAAAGGCAUGGAUUCCAUCUCGAGGGACCUACUCUGUCGGCACUUCGAACGAGCCUUUCAAUCCGACUGUUGGGGAUGUCACGUUCACACCUGUGCCUCCUUUGAAUUUCGAUGAUGGGGAGGAAGCGUCCCCUGCAGAAAAUGCGGAAGACCUGGUUUGGGAAAACCGCCAUCUCGAAGACUUUUUGGACGUCGCAUCUAUGGCCAACCUUUCGCACGUUUAUAGGAAUGAAGAUGGUGAAUGGAACGCCCGUGGCGAACCCACCGAAAUCGCAAUUCAAGUCUUUGCAUCCAGGUUCAACUGGAAUCGUGACCGUUGGACGAAGGGCCAUAGUUCAGCGUGGCACCAGAAGGCUGAAUUUCCUUUCGACUCCUCGGUCAAGAAAAUGUCGGUGAUCUUCAACAAGAUUACUGCGCAGGAAGAUCGCACAAUGGUAUUUACCAAGGGCGCGGUCGAGCGCGUUGUCGAUUCAUGUACCUCUGUGGCUUGGGACCAAGGUUCAUCUAUACCCGUGCCAAUGACUAACGAGCAUCGUGACAAGAUUUUCCAGAACAUGGAAGAGCUCGCGAAACUUGGACUUCGGGUUUUGGCAUUAGCCAAUCGACCCUAUACCGAGCAGUCGCAACUACUCGAAGGCUCCAAUCUGGAACGUGACGACGUCGAGAAGGAUCUAUGCUUCCUGGGGUUGAUCGGCUUAUAUGAUCCCCCACGCCCGGAGACAGCAGGAUCGAUCCAGGCCUGUUACCGAGCUGGCAUAGUUGUCCAUAUGGUCACUGGUGAUCAUCAUGGAACUGCCAAAGCGAUUGCACAACAAGUGGGAAUACUUCCUGCCGACUUCGGUACUGUGGCGGCUGAUGUCGCGGACGCAAUGGUAAUGACUGCUAGUCAAUUUGACAAACUCACAGACGAGCAAGUUGAUGCACUCCCAACGCUACCAUUGGUUAUUGCGCGCUGCGCUCCACAGACCAAAGUGCGUAUGAUCGACGCUCUCCAUCGCCGAGGUCGCUUUGCGGCGAUGACUGGAGACGGGGUGAAUGAUUCUCCUUCUCUCAAGCACGCCGAUGUAGGUAUUGCGAUGGGACAGGCAGGGUCAGAUGUCGCCAAGGACGCGUCUGAUAUCAUCCUCACGGACGACAAUUUUGCCUCGAUCCUCAACGCCGUCGAGGAAGGUCGUCGGAUCUUUGAUAACAUUCAGAAAUUUGUUCUUCAUCUGCUGUCCGAAAAUAUUGCUCAGGCUUGCACCUUGCUCAUCGGGUUGGCUUUCAAAGAUGCUGACAGUCAGUCCGUCUUCCCUUUGUCGCCAGUGGAAAUCCUAUGGAUUAUCAUGAUUACAUCGGGCAUGCCCGAUAUGGGCCUUGGAAUGGAAGUCGCUGCCCCUGAUAUCAUGAAUCGUCCUCCCCAGAGUAAGCAAGGCAUAUUCACCUGGGAAGUGAUCAUCGAUAUUCUGGUCUAUGGCGUCUGGACCGCGGCACUUUGCCUAGCGGCAUUUUCUAUCCGCAUGUGGGGAUUCGGCGACGGUAACCUGGCUCGUGGGUGCAAUAAGGAGUGGUCGGAGGAGAUCAAGGACUGCGAAUUGGUCUUCCGAGCACGUGCAACUACAUUUGUUUGUCUGACAUGGUUUGCGCUCUUCCUGGCUUGGGAGAUGGUCAACAUGCGCCGGUCGUUCUUCCGCAUGCAGCCAAAAUCCAAAAGAUACUUUACCCAGUGGAUGUUCGAUGUCUGGCGGAACAAGUUUCUUUUUUGGUCCAUCAUGGCCGGAUGGAUUACCAUGUUUCCUAUCCUCUAUAUCCCGGUGCUGAACGACGUCGUCUUCAAACACAAGCCUAUCACCUGGGAAUGGGGCAUUGUGGCGGUUGAGGCUGUCCUGUUCUUUGUCGGCGUUGAAGCCUGGAAAUGGGCUAAGCGAGUCUUCUUCCGCCACAGAGUCAAAAAUUAUCCGACUUCGAGCUCUUUGGGAGACGUCUAUGAAUGA